GGCUGAUGUUUAUCAGGUGGUAAAUGAAGAUGAAUACUCAGACAUUGUCCGUAAGCGACAGGAAGAGGACUGGGUCAUUGAUGAUGGUGAGAAGUUCAUCGCCUUUGUGCUUAAACUUCAGCGACAAGCGUUAACAGCAAAAGUGCACGCCUAAAUCAUUUUACCUCUGCUACAGUGUAAAAUAGCUUUAUAAAGAUAUCGAGUGAAACAUGGGUUGGGGGCUCCUACACUACACUGUAGCUAGAAAGUGUGAUGUUUCACAGUUGCCCUGUGAUGUUGACAAACGGUUGGGUGGGUAGAUGUAGGGUCCAGGGUUCGGUGAAUACGGCAAAUUUGGCGAUUUUACGCCAAAAUUGUUCAAAUGACUCCACUGAGGUUACGGAGGGAGUCACUUCGACCCAGAAAUCUUCGGUAACAAGCAUAGUUUUGUCCUUACCUUUUUCGCAAACAAAUACAAUAACUUUACGUUAAUUGUAAACAUUGUAAACAUUAUUGUUCUGGCUUUAUACUUAUAAUGACCCAAAGCAUCUUGUUUUGUUUAUACUUUGUAGUUUGGCAUGAAAACCUUUCCCCCUGCCUCCCACAACCUCCAAGGUCUCUUAUAAGAUGAAUGGCACAGUUUCUACUUAUCACGCUAAUUAUCCACACCUAAACCCUCUGCAAGUCAGAUGCCAUUUGAAAGCAGAGUGCUGAGGUUUAUAGAAAGUUCACUGAAUACUCCCUCCAGUGAUUUUGCUAAUAAAUUCAUUCAACAGGAAUCAUCUAACCCAAGAGUACCCCUUUUCAAACAGGAGCCUACUUCCCCACCAAAACCCAGUCACAUUACAGCAAAGAUAAGAUCUGUGGCGGCUGUAAAAACUGAGCCAUGUGAUAGAACAGAAAGAAAGUAG
Molecule: messenger RNA, 890 nt
Organism: Porites lobata
Lineage: Eukaryota; Metazoa; Cnidaria; Anthozoa; Scleractinia; Poritidae
Source: the annotation of a GenBank genome assembly